AUGAGUUAUGCAAAGAAGUCGAGCCAUUCGGACAAGGAGCCGACGAUCGUGGUCAAGAACGCCGACAUGGACGACGACCUCCAAGAAGAGGCCAUCGAUUUAGCCAAGGAUGCCUUCCAGAAAUUCACCGUCGAGAAGGACAUCGCCUCCUACAUCAAGAAAGAAUUCGACGCCAAGUUUCAACCGACCUGGCACUGCAUCGUCGGCCGCAACUACGGAAGCUACGUGACGCACGAGACCAAACAUUUCAUCUAUUUCUAUCAUGACCAGAAAGCAAUCCUACUCUUCAAGUCAGGGUACGGUGGGCGUAUCAGGUCUCAUUUUACGAUUAAAACUCGUCAGAAUAACAUCUGCGAAUCGUCUUUCGCGACUGUUUAUUUCAUCUUUUGGUUCGUCGUCAGUUCAAACAAAUCAAUCAUGAAUCGCAGUGGAGGUUCGUCCUACUCGGGCAAGUCGGGUACUGAAAAGAACAAAAUCGAAGUCAAGAACGCCGACAUGGACGACGACAUGCAAGAACUCGCCAUCGACCUGGCAAAACAAAUGCUCGAGGACGGCGAUAAAACGAAGAAGGUCGUCGAGAAGGACGUUGCGGCCUUUAUCAAGAAGGAGUUCGACAAAAACUACGAUCCGACCUGGCAUUGCAUCGUCGGCCGCAACUACGGCAGCUACGUGACGCACGAGACCAAACAUUUCAUCUACUUCUAUCACGGGCAGACGGCUAUCCUUCUCUUCAAGUCGGGUUAGAUAUAUAUAAGCCAAUCAAAUGAUCUCCAAGAUGCAGUUUAGACUCUUAGAUAGAAUUUAUAGACAAUGAGAAGUCAGAAGUCUACUACGACGUCGAUGUCAACGUAGUUCGUCAUUGUAAUGUCGUCACAUGGUCAUUGAGCACGUCCUUCAACUCGACGGCAGGCGCCAUUAAAUUUGCUUACUUUGACAUGUAUAAGGCUACAAUUUCUCGCAAGCAAAACAAUAGGCGCUAUCAAUUGUUUUCGAGAUGCCCGUUGAGAUAAGUUAUGUCAUAUUGGUUUUCAAUGGACCAGGGGCCUUCCCCCCCCCCCCCUCUCAACAGCCAUUGGUUAGAUAAUUUCUUCUCUGAUUCGGUAUCGAUGGCAUUGCUGUCUCCGUAAUUUAUAGAAGAAUUAAUAGUACAGGAGAUAUAGCAAAUUAUGUUUGCUGCAGAAAGAGUUCACGAAGGAUUUUAUAUCUGAAUAAGUUUUAAAGUUGUAAUGAGUAUGUUAAGUAUAUAAUUAUAGAUAAUAUAUUUAUAGAUAUGAAUAUAUAUGGAAGCUUUAAGUAUAUUUAAGAUAGUUUAAAUAACGCUUAGCUCAAAUCUAUCUCACUCAUGUCUUCUAAACUGAGACGUUAGAUUUCUGCCAAAUAUUUAUUAUUAUGUUUAUUCAUUUAUUACGAGGUAGACAGAAAUGAGUGAUGCAGAACGGUCAAUUAUUUUUGAUGGUAUCCACAAGGAAUCAUUUCAUAAGCAAUUUUCAAAAUGGGUUUUCUGCUAAGUGACCCCCAAUACAAAUAUAAUUUUAUUAAUUGGGAGUAUCAACCGAACGUUAUACUCUUAAGAAAUAUUGAUGCAUUAUUUGUAAUAGUGGGUCUAAUGAAUGGUCAAUUGGUUAAUCGGUUUAAUAAACAUUUAAUACAAUAA
Strongylocentrotus purpuratus (purple sea urchin) is the source of this 1654-nucleotide messenger RNA. RefSeq lists its product as uncharacterized. Gene Ontology annotation, cellular component: cytoplasmic dynein complex. NCBI's taxonomy places the organism in Eukaryota, Metazoa, Echinodermata, Echinoidea, Camarodonta, Strongylocentrotidae. The transcript has 3 exons. Gene Ontology annotation, biological process: microtubule-based process; cilium assembly. Gene Ontology annotation, molecular function: dynein intermediate chain binding; dynein light intermediate chain binding. The record is from RefSeq and is a predicted model, not a curated record. The coding region runs from base 1 to 744 and encodes 247 amino acids.